AUGUCAGUAAAAACACGUAAUAUAGCAGUUGUUGGAUCCCGGUCAGUAGGAAAAUCAUCAAUGACAGUUCGAUUUGUUGAAGAUCAUUUUGUUGAAAGUUAUUAUCCAACUAUAGAAAAUCAAUUUAGUAAAAAUCUAAAAUUUAAAAAUCAAGAAUAUGCAAUAGAAGUAUUAGAUACAGCAGGACAAGAUGAAUAUUCAAUGAUGAAUGAAAAACAUUUAAUUGGAAUUCAUGGAUAUUUAUUAGUUUAUUCUGUAACAUCAAGACAAUCAUUUGAAUUAAUUGAAAUUAUAAGAGAUAAAAUUUUAAAUUCUAUUGGAAAUGAAAAUAUACCAUUAGUUUUAAUUGGUAAUAAAAAUGAUUUAAAUUUUCAAAGACAAGUUUCUUUUGAUGAUGGAUUUAAAUUAUCAGAAAAAUUUAAAUGUAAAUUUUUAGAAACUUCUGUUAAAGAAAAUUAUAAUAUAAAUCAAUCUUUUGAAACUUUAAUAGAAGAAAUUGAAAAAAUUCAUAAUCCACCUAUUGUGAAAAAAGAAGAAAAAUGUGUAAUAGUAUAA
Lodderomyces pseudojiufengensis is the source of this 555-nucleotide messenger RNA. RefSeq names its product putative GTPase (gene RHB1). Gene Ontology annotation, cellular component: plasma membrane. The record is from RefSeq and is a predicted model, not a curated record. NCBI's taxonomy places the organism in Eukaryota, Fungi, Ascomycota, Pichiomycetes, Serinales, Debaryomycetaceae. Gene Ontology annotation, biological process: small GTPase-mediated signal transduction. The coding region runs from base 1 to 555 and encodes 184 amino acids. Gene Ontology annotation, molecular function: GTPase activity; GTP binding; GDP binding. The transcript has a single exon.